AAAUCGCGGUCGCAUCGCACACCACACCAGACGGCGCCUGCUCUGCCCGGCCUUGACCCGACCCGACCCGACCUUUCCCCGAGGGCGAGCGCGAUGCGCGAGGAGGUGCGGAGCUCGUCGGCGGCGCCCCCCGACCCGCCGCCCGCGAGGUCGGCCUCGCCGCCACCCACCCCGGUCGCCAGUUCUGCUGGUGCUUCAUCACCUCCUGGACAAACUAAUGUAGCUAGCAUAGAUUGGUUGGGUGGCGAUCAAGUGUCCAAAGUUGGAUCAUCUCAUGUUGUUCCACAUGCUUCUCAGCCUUGUCUUAGUACUAAUGCUGCUGGAACUGCUGCGGAUUUCUGUCAACCAUCAUGUAGACCGUGGGAACGAGGCGACUUGCUUCGUCGACUUGCCACAUUUAAGCCUUCAACAUGGGCUUCUAAACCAAAGGCUGCUAGUUCGCUUGCUUGUGCUCAAAGAGGCUGGGUGAACAUUGACAUGGACAAAAUUGAGUGUGAGUCGUGUGGUGCACAUCUUAUAUUUACGGCAUUGACAUCCUGGUCCCCUGCUGAAGUUGCAAAUGCGGGGGAAGCCUUUGCUGAGCAGCUUGAUGCAGCACACCAGGAUGAUUGCCCCUGGAGAGGGAAUAGUUGUGCUGCUAGCCUAGUCCAGUUCCACCUUACUCCAUCAGCUCUUGUUGGUGGUUUUAAAGAUCGCUGUGAUGGAUUGUUGCAGUUUAUAUCUCUUCCCGUUAUUGCCUCAUAUGCAAUCGAGAGUAUGAAGCUCACUAGAAGUGUGGAAAUUGAUCGCAUCUUAUCCCAGUCAGUUACUAUUUUGUCUGGGGAGCUGGGCUACAAGACAGACAGUACAACAGGAAUUGAUAUCAAUCAUCAAGAUGAGACCUGUGGCUACUCUCAAGCGCAGAAGCUUAUUAGCCUUUGUGGAUGGGAGCCUAGAUGGCUUCCAAAUGUUCAAGACUGGGAGGAAAAUUCAACACGCUCUGCCAGAAAUGCAUGCUCAGCUGAACCAAACGAUCAGUUUCAUUCCCAAUUUUCUGAGCAUCAUCAAAAUUCGUGCUCUGCAUCAGUUAAGAAAGAGAAGGGAAAAGGAAAAAUGCGUGUCAAAGAUACUGGAUGCAGCAUGAGAUCACCUUUGCUGGAUUGCAGCUUAUGUGGAGCUACAGCGAGAAUCUGGGAUUUCAGAUCUGUGCCACGCCCUUCUCAUUUUAGUCUCAAUAACAUUGAUGUGCCUGACACAGGAAGGAAUCCUGUGUUGACACGUGGAAUUAGUGCUACAAGUGGGAUCAUUGGAGGGCUUGCUGAAGGAGUAGAGCGAGAUAGUGUUGAAGGACGUGAUGAGGCAGGUACCGAUGAGGAAAAGUCUCUUUCAAAUGCUCAGGUUGACCUAAGUCUGACAAUGGCAGGAGGGUUACCAUCAAAACAUUCUGCAAUGCCUCCAAUGCCUGAACAUCUCAAGUAUGGAGGGAUGGGAAGAGAUCUGAUGAUUGGGCAACCUACAGGAAUUGAGCAUGGUGGCCAUGCAGCCUCAUUUGAGUCUCGAGGUCCCAGUUCGACGAAGCGUAACCUGGAGGAAGGUGGGAGCACAACUGAUAAGGCAGUAAACAUUCUUCAGCCUGCUGACAGCAUAGAAGGAACCGUCAUUGAUCGUGAUGGUGAUGAAGUCGAUGCUGUGGCACAAGAUUCUGGUACUCGGAACAAAAGGCAUCGUGGUUUCAAUCUUUUUGAUGUCAAUCGCCCAUCUUCUUCUGGAGCUGGUCCCGGCAGAAAUUUAAGUUUUGAUCUGGAUAUAGAUGUCAAUAGGUUUGAUACAUCUAAAGCUGAAGGUCCAUCUGCCCUUCAGAAUCCAUCUGUAAGGGACUCUAUGAGGGCAUCUUCUGUUAUUGCGAUGGAUACUGUUCACAGUGUGGAGGAAAAUUCAAUGGAGAGCGUGGAAUACCAUCCAUGUGAUGGUGAUGAUGUUAAUAAGCCUUCUAGUGCACUCGGGAGUGGUGGAAUGAACGACACAUUGGAUCUCAAUUAUAGCAACCAAGCAUUGCAAAGCAGUUUUGUACAGCCUGCUGCUGAAAGUAAUGCAAUAGAGAUAGGAGGGAGUAGUCUGAAUGGAGGGGAAGAAGUCCUCAAUGCAGAAACGAUUCCUGCUUUUGCUAGAGACCAGCUUAGCCUGGGAGUUAGUGGUGGGAGCGUUGGGAUGGGUGCUAGUCAUGAAGCUGAAAUUCAUGGCAUUGAUGUUUCUGAGCAUAAAACUAGCAGUGUUGUUGGAGAUGCAGAUCCAAUUCCUGAGCUCAUCGAGACUAUGGGUCACACUGAUGAGUCUGCCCCUGGACCUGGGUCGAUGGAUGAAUUUGCCCCUGAAGAAGUUGGUCGAGAAGAUCCUAAUGGUGAUAGCCAAGAUAUGGCGUCUCGGUUAGCAGUUCGAGCUGACAGUGGUUCAACUAGAGCUGAUUCUGUCAAGAGUGGAGAGAAGAUGAGCCAUGCCCUAGGUCAAGAAAAUAGUGCACAUCCUUCCCUUUCUUGUAAUGCAAGAGUUUAUUCUGGCAUUGAUGCGUCUAAAGAGGAGGUUACUGGUAUAAUGCUCACCGAUGAUGACUAUGAUCCAGGAAAUGGUCUAGGAGCAACAAACAGAGAAAAUGACUAUGAAACAGAUCUUCCAGAAUUUGAUCCAAUAAAGCAUCACAACGAUUAUUGUCCAUGGGUAAAUGGAAAUGUUGCUGCCGCAUGCUGUAUUAACACUAGUUCCAGCACUAGCAGUACAGCGUUUUCUGGCUGGCAGCUCACAGUAGAUGCUAUCGAGACCUUACAGUCUCUUGGUCAAGCUCAAAAUCAAACAAUGCAGUCGGAUUCCGCCGCUUCAUUGUAUAAGGAUGAUCACGUAGGUAAGCUGCUAAAAAGGGCAAACCACAGCAAGUGCUGAUGGAUCUGGUUAUAUAAGGUUGUCAGAUUGAUUGUAUUAUCUAUUGUUCCAAAGGAUGAUUUCAGCUCCAGGAAUCUUCUUGUCUUCCUCCUCUCAUACACAAUCUCUCUCUCCCCAUGUGUUGGAUGAAUCGCCCGUUCCCCCUGAUUCUGAAUUCUGAAAGAUUGUAUUAUCUAUUGUUAAGCAUAAUCUAGAUUAACUGCACCUUCUUGGAAUUAUAUGCGCAUUUUCAGAUGCAUGAACA
This is a messenger RNA of Phragmites australis (common reed), 3154 nucleotides long. RefSeq lists its product as uncharacterized. The transcript has 7 exons. NCBI's taxonomy places the organism in Eukaryota, Viridiplantae, Streptophyta, Magnoliopsida, Poales, Poaceae. Gene Ontology annotation, cellular component: nucleus. The record is from RefSeq and is a predicted model, not a curated record. The coding region runs from base 94 to 2910 and encodes 938 amino acids. Gene Ontology annotation, molecular function: zinc ion binding.